Melampsora larici-populina 98AG31 is the source of this 1398-nucleotide messenger RNA. RefSeq lists its product as uncharacterized. Gene Ontology annotation, molecular function: DNA binding. Gene Ontology annotation, biological process: nucleolar large rRNA transcription by RNA polymerase I; transcription elongation by RNA polymerase I; RNA polymerase I preinitiation complex assembly. The coding region runs from base 1 to 1398 and encodes 465 amino acids. Gene Ontology annotation, cellular component: RNA polymerase I complex. The record is from RefSeq and is a predicted model, not a curated record. Lineage: Eukaryota; Fungi; Basidiomycota; Pucciniomycetes; Pucciniales; Melampsoraceae. The transcript is spliced from 3 exons.
AUGAGUCAAGCUCCAAAACCAAAGAAAUCAAAACGUUCAAAUAUACAUGAAUCCACUUCAAAAUCAAAUCAAAUCUCAGGAUCAAAUCAAAGUAAUAAAUCAGAAGUCACAGUGAAACUAAGUGGUGAAAGUAAUAAAGGAAAUUAUCUUGGAUCAGCAUUAGUCAAAUUUCCAGAUGUGAAACCCGAUAUAAAAACCCCAUUCAAUUUAUACGCUCAUAAAGUAGACCCAAAAGCCACAAAGAUCUUAGCAGGAGAAACCGAUCAAUUAGAAUUCGAAUCCAAUCGACAAUCAACCGCUGAUGUGAAUUGUAAUUAUUUAAUUGGAUUACAUUCGAUUCAAGACCAAACUCUUACACUCUUUCCCACAAGUUUUCAUGAAUUAAGACCAACAGUUAAACAACUGAAAGAUGCCAUCAAUCUUAAAAAACAAGAAGAAAAAGAAGACGAGGAAAAAGAAGGUCAUCAGACUCAUAAGGCUUCAAGAAAUAUGUUGGGUACUACGUUUGGUAGUAAGAAAGCUAGAAGAGCUAUUCAAGCUGCUGCAAGAGAUACGAUUGAUCCUGAUAGUAUGAUGCAUGUUCAAAGUCAUUUGAAAGAAGCUAUUACGACUAGUUCGAUCACCUUGACUAAUUCGAUUCAAGAAGCUAAUCGAAUCGAAUCUGAAAAACCUAUACCACCUUAUAAUAUAAAUGCUACUAGUCCUAAAGAAGUUUAUAAAUUAUCAGAUGUAGUCACUAAUCUUGAAUUAAAUUCGAUUCCGAUUGCACAUAUCACUUAUUGUUCAUCACCAGAACAGGCUAUCCGAAACUUACCAAACUCAAAAUCGAAUUUUAUUAAUAAACGAAUCGAAUCAUGUUGGAAUAGAUAUCCAGAAGGAAAAUUAAAUAAACAAGAAGAACAAAGGUUAAGGAUCUUAGUGUAUAUAAGUUAUUUAAUUAAAUUUCAUCAUCAUCGAUUUAAGAUUAAAAAAGAUAAAUUAAAAGAACUUUUGUCGGGUAAGAGAGAUGGAAGUGAAUCGUGUCCUGAUUCGAUUCUGGAUGGUUUACUUGAAAGGUUUACAGAAAAAGAAUUAGGUACUCAAGAAUUCCUGAUGACUACCUUUUCCAAUAGGAAAUUAUUGUCUUAUAUUUGUACGUUGUGUUUGAUUCAUGAAGAAUAUACUUGUGCUAUAACUGAAUUAGCAGACGAUUUAAAAGAAGAUAAAAAAUCCUUAACUGAAAUCUUUAGAUCUUUAGGUUGUAAAAUUGAUAAAUUAUCUUCAGGUGAAUUAACUGUUCAAAUGGAAGAAGCCAAGAAAUUAGGUAAAGAUACUAAAGAGAUUGAUAAACAAAGAUUAGCUAGAUUAAGUGUACCUUUAGUAUUUCCUGAACCUAGAAAGAAAAGACAAAGGAAUUAA